Diprion similis is the source of this 1999-nucleotide messenger RNA. Its product is annotated as esterase E4-like. The record is from RefSeq and is a predicted model, not a curated record. The coding region runs from base 21 to 1904 and encodes 627 amino acids. NCBI's taxonomy places the organism in Eukaryota, Metazoa, Arthropoda, Insecta, Hymenoptera, Diprionidae. The transcript is spliced from 7 exons.
CAAUUCGCACUAGUCUGAGUAUGAGGGAUUACCAGAGGUCGGAGUUCACAUGCUUGUUUGAAAAUUACGAAACAUUUUGUACUAUAGUUGAAUAUAGAAAGCGAAAUCGCAAGCUUGGGAAUCAUUUAUCGACAAUUCGUGAAACCGCAAACAAUAUUAGGAUGGUUAUACAAUCGCAUUUUAGCCUCGGCCUCUACUUCUUGGUAUUAUUUUCACUAAGCAGCCAUAUAAGUAUUUGUGACAGUGCCCCGGCUGGAAAUACGGAUGUUUUUGAGAAUUCGGCUCACCCAGUAGUUCGUGUACUUCAAGGAGAAGUUCAAGGUGUAAAUAUGGUCACGCGCCGCAACCGGAUAUUCUUCGGCUUUAAAGGAAUCCCAUUCGCACAACCGCCGAUUGGAAAUCUCAGAUUCAAGGGACCCGUACCGGCAGAAGCGUGGAAUGGAACUUUAGAUGGUAGCGUCGAUUCCCCCCCAUGUCCUCAGCUGGAUGGUACAGUGUUCAUCGGAGAUGAGGACUGUCUCUAUCUCAAUGUGUAUACACCGCAACUUCCUACCAGUGAUAACUCCACGUUACUACCAGUAAUGCUGUUUGCCUAUGGCGGCGGAUACAAAACAGGAACGAAUAAUCCAAAACGAUGGGGACCUCAAUUCAUCCUUGACAAAGAUGUCGUUCUGGUAGUUCCUAGCUAUCGUAUGGGUCCUUUAGGAUAUCUCAGUACUGGAGAUGAAGUGUCACCUGGAAAUUACGGUCUUAAAGACUUAGUUCGAGCUUUAGAAUGGACUCGAGACAACAUUCGCUAUUUUGGCGGUGAUCCGAAUCGAGUCACUGUUCAUGGAGGAAGUUCAGGGGCCGGGUGCGUUCAUCUCUUGACGAUGUCGAAUUUGACGAAUGGACUUUUUCAUAGAUAUAUAUUACAAAGUGGAAACGCGCUCGGGUUUCAAUUUCCACGUUCGAGAACGGAGAGUGCAAAUUCUGCUGCUACGCUUGGUGAACAUCUUGGCUGCCCGACUAAUACCUCUGCUGCCCUUGUUAACUGUUUGAGAACUUUGAAGGCGUCGCAACUUGUCGAUACGACGUCUGUGUUCACCAAGUGGUUCGUGUUUCCGUAUAUCAUAUGGGGUCCGAGUAUUGAACCGGAAAUAGAAGGAGCAUUUAUAACGGAUACUCCAAGGAACCUGUAUGCUCGCGGAAUGAUCCGUGAUCUGCCGUCAAUAAUCCAGGUUGUUCGCGACGAAGGAAUUGUCUUCGGUGCCUUAUUUCUCGACAAACAAGACUUGCUCGAAGAAUUUUUGAACAAGAUCGAUAUUGUUCUACCUCACGUCUUACAAUAUGAGCAUCAGAUUGACAAUCUGACGGUCUUCGCUGAUGCCAUUAAGUCAUACUACUUUUACAAUUUGACCGCUGAUCCAAACAUAAUAUUAAAUAAUUUCACGUCACUCAUGGGUGAUGGUUGCUUCUCAUAUUUUUCGCACAAAGCUGUUCAGGAGAAAGCGCUCCAUACAAAGAGCCCCCAGUAUUUUGGCUUAUUCAACUACCGGGGUACAGUUAGUUACAGCUAUUUCUUCAGCGGAGGGGAUACUGUGAAUAUGGGUGUCGCACACGGUGAUGAGCUUCUCUACCUUCUUCCGGGACCGAAGUCUCAGUUUGGACCUCCAGGCUACGCAUUUAGUGAGGCCGAUUGGAAAAUGGUGGACACGAUGGUCCAAUUGUGGACCUCCUUUGCAACUACUGGAACACCAACAACUUUGGAUGGCACUCCAACGUGGUUACCAUAUUCACGUUCACUAGAUAAUUACCUCCAAAUAGGAGAUAAUUCUGACACAACUCUUCGAAUGAAGUAUGGAUAUUCCGUUGACCGAUUUAGAUUUUGGGACCAACUGUUAGCCGCUGUAAACUUGCACUAGCUAUGGCACUUCGUCUUUCACCUUUACAAUUGACUCCUGAAAAGAAUCGAUGCUGCGAAGGUACAAGUAUUGCAAAUUCGCAUCCACGAAUAAAA